Aspergillus chevalieri is the source of this 1140-nucleotide messenger RNA. RefSeq names its product S-(hydroxymethyl)glutathione dehydrogenase/class III alcohol dehydrogenase (gene FLD1). The transcript has 6 exons. The record is from RefSeq and is a predicted model, not a curated record. NCBI's taxonomy places the organism in Eukaryota, Fungi, Ascomycota, Eurotiomycetes, Eurotiales, Aspergillaceae. Gene Ontology annotation, biological process: formaldehyde catabolic process. Gene Ontology annotation, cellular component: cytosol. Gene Ontology annotation, molecular function: zinc ion binding; S-(hydroxymethyl)glutathione dehydrogenase [NAD(P)+] activity. The coding region runs from base 1 to 1140 and encodes 379 amino acids.
AUGGCUAGCAGUGCGGGAAAGAGCAUCGUUUGCAAGGCCGCUGUCGCAUGGGCUGCCGGGGAGCCACUCUCAGUCGAAGAUGUCGAAGUCGCACCGCCAAAAGCCCAUGAGGUUCGCAUCAAGGUCCUCCACACAGGCGUCUGCCAUACAGAUGCCUACACGCUCUCUGGGAAAGACCCAGAAGGUGCAUUCCCCGUGAUUCUCGGCCACGAAGGUGCGGGGAUCGUCGAGUCGGUAGGACCGGACGUAUCGAAUGUUCGAGUUGGUGAUCACGUUAUCGCUCUAUACACUCCCGAAUGCGGGCAGUGCAAGUUCUGCAAAUCCGGCAAGACCAACCUAUGUGGUAAAAUCCGCGCCACUCAAGGACAAGGUGUAAUGCCCGAUGGCACAUCUCGCUUCAGGGCCCGUGGGAAAGACCUACUGCACUUUAUGGGCUGCUCGACCUUCUCGCAAUAUACGGUUGUUGCAGAUAUUUCUGUAGUCAACGUAACAAGGGCAUGUCCUACAGAUCGGUCAUGUCUCUUGGGAUGCGGUAUAACCACCGGCUAUGGCGCCGCAACACAUGUUGCAAAGAUUACGAAAGGAUCGAACAUUGCAGUCUUCGGGGCUGGCUGCGUUGGCUUGUCAGUUGUGCAGGGUGCAUUGAAACAACAAGCUGGAAGAAUUAUUGUUGUCGAUAUCAACGACGCCAAAAAGGACUGGGCUUUCAAAUUUGGAGCAACGCAUUUCGUCAAUCCAUAUAAACUGGUCAAAGGAUCCGUUGAAGAGCAGCUCAUUGAGUUGACAGAUGGUGGAUGUGACUACACAUUUGACUGCACUGGGAAUGUGGCCGUAAUGCGGGCAGCUCUUGAAGCGUGCCAUAAGGGAUGGGGCGAGAGUAUCGUCAUCGGAGUGGCUGCUAGUGGGCAAGAAAUCAAAACCAGACCCUUCCAGCUAGUUACUGGUCGCGUAUGGAGGGGAUGUGCAUUUGGUGGUGUCAAGGGCCGGUCUCAACUGCCCGGCCUCGUGGAAGACUAUUUGAAUGGCGAUCUAAAGGUCGACGAAUUUAUCACUCAUCGUCAGUCUCUUGCUAACAUUAACGUGGCUUUUGAGCAGAUGAAGCAGGGUGAUUGUAUUCGAUGUGUUGUUGAUACGGCGUAG